Molecule: messenger RNA, 3048 nt
Organism: Funneliformis mosseae
Lineage: Eukaryota; Fungi; Glomeromycota; Glomeromycetes; Glomerales; Glomeraceae
Source: the annotation of a GenBank genome assembly
AUGUCUGUAAAACAGUGGCGACAAUUUAACUUUUUUGAUGUUCAACAAGUCAAAGAUGCUAAUGAUUCAACAAAGUCACCAGAGGUUUUUCAAGUAAUUAAUUCCACCACUUCUGCAAUAAGCACUGAUCGUGAAAUAAUUCGUGGACGAGUGACGCAUAUGAAACAAAUGAAGCAAAAGAAUAUCUUGUUAACAGUCGGAGAAGUAGAUCCUCCAUUAAUAAAAAUAUGGGAUCUCGAUAAACAUGAUAAGUCUAAAGGGACUCCCAUUUGUCUGCGAACCAUCAAGGUUAGCCAUGGAGGAAAACCUUUUCCCGUAUCAACAAUUGCCGUAUUAGAGAAUUUGGGUCAAAUCGCCGUCGGUUUAGACAAUGGAGUUGUAGUGUUGAUUAAAGGCGAUCUUUCCAGGGAUCGUUAUACCAAACAAAAGGUUAUUCAUGAGAGUGAUGAACCUGUUACAGGUCUCGGAUUUAAAGAACAUAAUAAGACAAUUAUCUUAUUUAUAAUUACAACGAAUAAUGUUUUAACUUGUAUCACAACAAGCAGGAAUUCCCUUAAUGUUAUCGAUGAUCAAGGUUGUGCUUUGGGGUGUGCAGUAAUUAGUGAUACCACACACGAAAUGGUUGUCGCCAAAGACGAGGCGAUUUAUUUUUAUGGGCCUGAUGGGAGAGGAGCUUGUUUUGCUUACGAGGGCACGAAAUCUGCCGUGACAUGGUUCAAAUCAAACCUUAUUAUAGUAUCUCCACCUGCUUCACAGCCAACGCGUCUUACAACCACCACUCGUACCGGAAUAUCUCUUCAGAAUAACUCUUCGCAAAUUUCUGUUCCUUUUGAAUUAACAAAGGUUACCAUAUUUGAUACUGCAAACAAGUUUAUUGCUUAUGUGGGAACUUUCUCUCAUGGAGUACGAACAAUAUGCUGUGAAUGGGGUGGCAUUUACAUUCUCGGAAUGGACGGAAAGUUAUAUCGUCUCGAAGAAAAGGAUACGCCAACAAAACUCGAAAUCCUGUUUAAGAAAAAUUUAUAUUUGCUUGCAAUUAAUCUUGCGCACAGUCAGAAAUAUGAUGAUGCUAGUAUUUCAGAAAUUUUUAAGAAAUAUGGCGAUCAUUUAUACAGCAAGGUAGAUUAUGAUAGCGCAAUGGCUCAAUAUAUUCGUACUAUUGGACAACUUGAACCAUCAUACAUUAUUCGAAAGUUUUUGGAUGCUCAGCGUAUACACAAUCUUGUAAAUUAUCUUCAAGAAUUGCAUUCUCACGGUUUAGCAAAUUCAGACCAUACAACUUUAUUGCUCAAUUGUUAUACGAAACUUAAAGAUGUUGCGAGGCUCGACCAAUUUAUAAAGACAGAUAAUGAGCUCAAAUUUGACUUGGAGACAGCUAUCAAAGUAUGUCGACAAGCAGGAUAUUAUGAGCAUGCUGUUUAUUUAGCAAAAAAGGGUGAUGAGCAUGAUUUGUAUUUGAAAAUACAGAUCGAAGAUGUCAAAGAUUAUGAAAAUGCAUUAGAUUAUAUACGAAAUCUUGGAGCAUUUGAGGCGGAUAGAAAUUUGCAAAAAUAUGGGAAAAUUCUUCUGAAUCAUCUUCCAGAACCUACAACUAAACUUCUUAUUGAUUUAUGUACUGGUGAACUACUUGCUGCGGUACAGCGUGCGCGUACUCCUGAACCAACUGUUCCUACGGUGGUACAACAAUAUCCAAGUAGUAUGAACUAUUCCCCCGGCCUUUCAUUUUUACCAUUUGGUUCGUCAUCUUCACCAAAUGCAGCGGAAAUGCUUAGUGCUCCUAUUUCUAUAGUACAAACUAAUGCAACGGCGGUUACAACUCGUUUAAAAAAAUCUCUCGCAUAUAGGCCGCCACAAGUUCGUGUUUUUAUGUCAUUAUUUGUAGACCAACCGAAUUACUUGAUACAGUUUCUCGAAGAAGUUUCUCAAAAGCGUUGGGGCGGCUUCGGUUUUGAUCAUAAAUCUGCACAACAUAAUCAUUCUUCAGCAAAAGAACAUGUUCUCGCCGAUAAUGAUGCAGACGAGAGAGCUGAGUCCGUAAAGAGUUCUGGUGACGAACUUGAUCCAGAAAUUGAAGAGAAAAAAGCAGUGUGGAAUACAUUAUUAGAGCUUUAUCUAUCUGAGGCUUAUUUACCACCUGUGAUUUCUACUAAGGAUGCUAAAGGAAGAAAAUUUGGCGCGCCCGGUACUUUUGCCGUAUCAACAGAAACUGAACGUGUCAAAGAAAAGUUAAUUAGAAAAGAUAAAGCAUUACAGCUUUUAAAGAAUGAAUAUGUCUGUAUCUCAUAUGAUACAAAUCAAGCGCUGGUGCUCUGUUAUUUAGCACAAUUUGACGAGGGUAUUAUUUACUUGUAUGAGAAAAUGAAAAUGUACGAGGAUAUUCUAAGGUUAUAUAUGGCCAAGAAUAAUACUGAGAAAGUAAUUCAAGCAUUGAAAAAAUACGGAUCUCAAGAUCAAUCUCUUUAUCCUCUUACUUUGACAUAUUUUUCAUCUUCACCAACAAAUUUGGAAACCUCGACCCCUGAGCUUUUAAAGAUACUUGAUCACAUAGAUUCCUAUAACUUGAUGCCACCUUUACAAGUUAUACAGGCGCUCAGUAGAAAUUCUGUGGCAACAUUGGGUAUGGUUAAAGGUUAUAUGGGAAAAAGAGUUGAAUUAGAAAAAAAGGAAGCUCAGGCAGAUAGGAAAUUGAUACAGAGUUAUCGUGAGGAAACGGACAAGAAGAGAAAAGAAAUUGAUGAAUUGAAAACUGUUGCACGAAUUUUUCAAGUCACAAAAUGCACUGGAUGUCGUGGGACUCUCGACCUACCUGCCGUGCAUUUUUUAUGUCGACACUCGUAUCACCAAAGAUGUUUACCCGAUUCUGAUCGUGAAUGCCCACAAUGUAUUAUUCAACAUCGUAUGAUUUCUGAUAUAAGAAUUUCACAGGAAGAAAAUGCCGAUAAGCAUGACUUGUUUUAUGACCAGUUGAAAGAAGCAGACGAUGGCUUUAGUGUUAUCGCAGAUUAUUUUUCAAAGAAUACGAUGGCUUUUGCCAAAUUGAUUGAUUAG